UGAUGCUCUAUAAUGUCAUACAAGCGUAAUGAGAUAUUUUUAAAGUAUAUUACACAAUUGUAAGAAAUGAAAGUGCAUGACAAUCUUGAUCCUAAUAAAAAAAAAAAAGUGGAAGCAGGUAUAAUCCAAUUUUUUUUAAUAUGCCUGGUGGGAAAAAGUACAACCCGAACCCAUUAUUGGGACCCAUUGACCGGUAUCAGACAAGUCGAAGAAGAGAGAGCGUGUGCGCGCGCGCGCGGGGUCAAAGGCCGUGAAACUUUGCACGUGGGAAAUGAGUGAAAACUAUCCCUGACUUUUCCUGUUUUUACACGUGAUUUUUCUGGUUGACCAUCUGGAGAUCACCGUGCCCACGGACAUUCCCCGACCGAGUCGCCGACAUGAGGCCGCCCAACGGCCCCUGCCGAUAUUUAAAUAACGCGGGAGGACCAAGCGGAAGCAGAGGAACCCGGGAACCACCAUGGAACCGUUCCCCUUCCAAACCCAGGAGGACGACGAGCACCCGGAGUAUCUGAACUGGGACUUCUCCCUUCCCGACUCCAUCGACCUCCUGUCCGCCAUCUCCAACCCACAGCCCCCACCGCGAAGUGCUUUUGUCGAAUACAGAGCGUUUAAUCGUGGGAUCUCGUCCCAGAGUUCGGGAUGCCAACAGCAACGAACCGGCGGUCGCAACAUCCACCGGAGAGUGAUCGAGUUUCUAAGAACGAUUCCGAUGGCGACAAGGGAGGAGAGUUUCAGAGGUGUGGUGGCGGAGGGAAGCAGGGAGUUUCGGCAUCUGAUGAGGGAGAGGCAGAGGAGAGAGAGAUUGAGCCAGGGUUAUGCUGACCUCCGCUAUAUGCUCUCCAACAGAUCAAAGGGUGACAAGAAUUCGGUGGUUCAAGCAGCGGCUGUUUACUUGAAAGAACUGGAGGGAGUGAGGGAGGAGCUGCAGAAGCGCAACGAGGAGCUUGAGGAGACGGCAGCUGGGAAACGAGGGGUGGUAGAAGGGGCGACGAUCAAAUUGCGCGUGAUGAAUCCCUCAUCGGCCGUUGAUUCCAUGAUGGGGGCUCUGCAAUGCUUGAGGGGAAUGGAGUUGGCGGCUGCAUCCAUGCAGGCCGAACUCCGCAGCGACGAGUUGUCAGCCGUCGUCAAUCUGAAAUCAAAGAAUGUGGCAAUAGCUGAAGUGGAGAGAGCAAUGGAAUGUGCUUUAGAGGAAGUGGAGAAGAAAUCCCACACUUUGUCUUCCCAACAAUAUAAAUGCUCCGUGAGUUGCCAUGUGGAGAAUGCACCAUGAGUACCGCGUGUGCUCUACAUGUAACUCAUUUGACCUAACAUUAGAGAUGAAUGAAACAUCCUUUUCUAAAGUCAAUACGUAAGAAAGGUU
Messenger RNA from Phoenix dactylifera (date palm), 1360 nucleotides. Its product is annotated as transcription factor BHLH148-like. NCBI's taxonomy places the organism in Eukaryota, Viridiplantae, Streptophyta, Magnoliopsida, Arecales, Arecaceae. The record is from RefSeq and is a predicted model, not a curated record. Gene Ontology annotation, molecular function: protein dimerization activity.